Molecule: messenger RNA, 4897 nt
Organism: Bombyx mandarina (wild silkworm)
Lineage: Eukaryota; Metazoa; Arthropoda; Insecta; Lepidoptera; Bombycidae
Product: ras-related protein Rab-30
Molecular function (GO): GTP binding; GTPase activity
Source: RefSeq, a predicted model, not a curated record
CUAGUUCCAUUCUGUUGUUUUGGAUAAAAUUAUCAGAUUUUUCUUUUCCAGGCAUAUCAUUUUAAGUUGCCUAUCUAAUCUGUAAUGAGCGUAUGAUCGUAAUGUAAUCGUUUAAGAUACAAUAUCUUUUCAAAUCUUGUCGUAACGUAAAAAGUACGAUUCAACUGAGCGUAACUGACUAAAAUUAAAAAAUUGUGUCUUUCGAUGAUAUUCGGUGAUCGAGAUGGAAGAUUACAAGUUUCUAUUUAAAGUUGUGCUCGUCGGGAACGCAGGUGUUGGGAAGACUUGUUUGGUGCGUCGGUUCACACAGGGUUUAUUUCCGCCGGGUCAAGGUGCUACCAUAGGAGUGGAUUUCAUGAUUAAAACUGUGGAAGUUGAUGGUGAGAAAGUGAAGCUUCAAAUAUGGGAUACUGCAGGUCAAGAGAGAUUCCGAUCAAUAACACAAAGCUACUAUCGUUCAGCUCACGCAUUGAUACUUGUUUAUGACAUAUCUUGUCAACCCACAUUUGAUUGUUUACCUGACUGGCUAAGGGAAAUUGAAGAGUAUGCGAAUAACAAAGUGCUAAGGAUAUUAGUUGGUAAUAAAACAGACAGAGAAGACAGAGAGAUCCCCAAGCACAUUGGCGAGGAUUUUGCCCAGCGUCACGGCAUGUACUUCUUAGAGACAUCAGCCAAGGAAGCAGAGAAUGUUGAAAGAUUAUUUAUGGAAAUUGCAGUGGAACUUAUGGAGCAAGCAAAAUGCAAGGAGCUACCGAAGUAUGACGGCAGCCUCGGUCCCAUCAAUGGUAAGACGACGUCGGUCGGCGACGGUUCCUGUUGUCUGCGUUCUUAAUGAACGCCGAUAUCAUUAGACUUAACGAUGUGGUGUUUUUGUAAAUGGCACCCCCGACAUACGCACUUUGAAGAGUAUCUAGCGGUAGACUAGACUGUGCUACUUAGCAUCAGAUGGGUCGUCGGUACGUCUCUCAUUCAUAGUUUUCACGAUACAUUUGAUGCUAAGUGGGUGACGGAGUCCACAGUUAUCACAACUGUCGCUAUUCUUUUAAAGUUGAUCUAUUGAAAUUAAAUCUCUUUUUAAUCUAGAACUGAUUAUAAUUUAGGAGAAAGAAAAAGAAACUUAUUUAAGUACGUGUAGGAUUAGUGGCAAUCACAUCACAGAAAUGUGCAUAAUAAAAGUAGAGGGAUUGGAUUGGAUUAUUAUUAUUAUUAUUAUUUUUGUGCCUUACAAACUUAAUUCUAUUUAAUGCACAAAAUUGUUACGUUUUAAUCUAAUUUCAAGAUAGAGAUGUUGAAUGGGCAUUUUGUUUGUACAUCUUUAUUCAGAUGUAUGUUAUAUAUUACUGGAUUCAUUGGUCAUACAUUUUGCAUCCCACCCCAAAACUGAAUUAAAUAUAUCUUCUUGAUACCGUUCUGAAGACAAUGGGCAAUAGAGCCAAACUGGCCCGAUGCACAAUAUGCACCCGGCUACAGAACAUAGUAUGCACACAUUUAAAGUAAAAAAAAAGAACAUAAUAUUCCUAACCUAAAAGUACAUUUCCGCAACAUGCUUCGUCAGAUUACAGAAAUAGAGUUAUCAGCAACAUGCUUCGUCAAAAAGUAUAAUAAUAAUAAAUUUCAGCUACAAGCGUUGUCAUUUAAAAUAAGAAUUCCAAACAUAUACGAAUUUAUUGUUAUAACAGGGUUGUUUUUGUUGCUCAUCUAUUUAUUUUUUGUAGAAUUUUUAACACUUAAUUAUAAUUGCCUCUCUUGACCAGUUACAAGCGUACCUACAUUUUAAUUUAAGUUUAGUUAAUUUUUAUAAAUAAAUUAACUUUAAUUAUAUUCUAAGUUGUUGGUUUUGUAUAUUUUUGUACAUUUAAAUACAUUUAUUUACAAAAAUGCCACAUCAAAGCCUUUCUUAAAUUAAUUACCUAUGUCAUUCCAUUCGCUUUAAAGCUUUUUUUUAAAUAUUUUUAAAUAUUGUCUUUGUCACAAUAUCAGAAUCAGUGUUUCCACUUUAAUGAUUUUCUUUCCCCACACCUCGAUUCAAAUUUACCCUUUCAGGAGUUUUGUCCUCCUCAAAAAUGUUUCUGCUCUAGUUUUUACUUUUAGCCCUAGGUAGUAACGCUAGUUCACGGUAGAGUCCAUAAAAAAUAGUUCCGAAAUUUACCGCAAUACUUUAAGCUAGGUUUAUUUCGCUCAAUUUCCCCUUUUAAUGUCUUCCCCCUUUUUUCUCCCCAUAUGGACCCUAUGGGGAGAAAAGGGGGAAUUUCUCCUCAUCGUGGAAACACUGAUCAGAAUUAAAAUUAUGUAAUCAAAUAAUGUUUUUGGUCAAAUACAAUAUAUAGUCUUCAUCGUGCAUGAGUUUCUAAACGAAAUAAAAUAUACUUUAGUCGAUUAAUUAUCAAGAAUAUAAUCGAUUUUGUCAAUUUUUAGCGUUAGGGUUAAGGCAUAUCAAUGUUACUCAUAGGUUGAAUGAGACCAAAUAAUAGGUAUAUUCAUACCUAUAAUUGCGCAUGUACAUACGCCGAUUUAGAAUCAUAGGUAAUUUAUUACGAUUAAAGAGAUUAACGCACGGUGAAACAAGUAUAUUGUGACGUUACAUGUUCCUCAUUCAUUUUUACAGUUUCAACUAUUAAUUACUAUUUCGUAAAUGUAGGUAUGUACCUGAGAGGAUUGCAGUUUUCAUAAGAUAAAUUCCGAUUACGGUGCAUCCUUAACAUGUACGACGUAAUUACUUACAACUGAAUAGUAACUUGUUUUAAUCUGAGGAUCUCAUACAUGUCUAUGACUGGUUAUCUUGUAUUUUGUUUCUCAAACAGUGCGUGUUAGAACACUUUCAUUGGAAUCAAAAGUGUGGUUGUUAAUUUGCUUUCAAAUGUUUUAUAUUAUAAUGAAAUAUCGAAAAACUAGUUCCACUGCUUCAUAGUGUAGUGCUGGACAUUCAAAUCGCGUUAAUACCGACAUAAGAUCUUCAUUUGGAAGCAAAAAAAAUAAUCUUAUCAUUGUUAAUUGAUUAAUGUAUUGUUGUAUGCUGACUGGAAUUGCCCUUGAAACAUGAAAUGUGCGCAUGGCGUUUAAAAUGCUUUAACUUUUUGUAUUUUGUGGUAUUAUAGUUGUUUUACUUUUUAGAGUUUUAUUAUGUGAUUUGACUUGAAUUAAGAUUGCUUUAAGACUCGUGGAAAUUUAAUAAAAAAAAAUGGUAGGUAGUGUGAUAUUCUGCUUUUAACGCUUUGAUUUAUUAUAAAUAAAAGACCAUUAUCAUCUAUAUUAAUAAAUAUAUUCGUGCCGAUGUGAAAAGCUCCUACUUAAUUUGAAUUACUUAAAAUUCGUUCCCAGUCUUGAUAUUGUGACAAUGCAUUAAAUGAAAUACCUAGCUGUUUCAUAUUUUGGUUGUUAAUAAUAAUGUUAAUAAUUAAGUAAGCCAUCUCAUCGUAUAGUAUUUUAGACGACUUGUAGAUAAAAUUUAUUGAUAUUUGGUUCUUUUUUUUAAAUACUAACACAGAAGGUAACUUUUUGAUUUAGUUGAGUUUCAUAUAUGAAGUGUUGGUGUUUUUUGUGACACAUUUCUUAGAAAAAAAAAAACGUUUGUGAAAAAUAAACUAAAUUAACAAAAAAAAACUAAUGAUAAUAUGUUGUUCGUGAUCAUUCAGGAAGAAUUGAACUGUCUGCAGGGAUUAGAAGUGGUUUAAUGUCAUUAUAAAGAUGUAAUUUAUUUUCAGUGUUUUGUAUUGUCAGUUGUAUACAUUUAUUCUUUUAUAUAGCAUCACUAGCUAGCAAACAGUUAAUGUUAGGCUGUACAGAUUAAAGAUGGUUUUAGAAUGGAAGUUUAUGAAACAAGAAUGAUAGUGAAAAUUGAAAUAUAAAUAUUUUUUUCAUUUCUGUGGCAGUCCUAUGACUCUUCUAAUAAAGAACAUAGCAAUUAUUAUAAGUUGUGUGUUUUUUGGCGUAUCCUGAGAUUACAACGUAGCUGUACCCAACUGCCCAUUCGUGUAGCCUCGGUUUUAUUCAAAGGGACAUGCAUUAUUAUAAUACAUUUGAGAUUUGGCUUCAUGUCUCAAGCUACGUACAUGAACCUUGUGAUGCUCACUUAAUGUCAAGUGGCCGUGAGCUCGUCCAUCGGGAGCAGUAGAAAAAGUUGACAUAUCCUGUUGGUUCUCAUUAUUUUUACAUCGGUACUUAAUAGAAGGUUCGCUGUUCUGUAAUGUGCUAAGAUUCCGAUUAUAUUCUCUCGUACUGAGAUUAUUUUUUAUAUAAGAUUGUUAAUAUUUUAGAAUUUAUUUUGUUGCCACGUGAAAUAGGAAUACAAAAUAAUAAUUAAUGCAAUUACACUGUUGAGCUGGUGUUAUAAGUUUUAUUUGUUAUCAUCAAUUGGAAGUAAUUGGUCUAGAUUAACGUCUGAAAAAUGUUUUUUUUUUACCGUUAAACUUUUAUUUACUUCUUGACAUUUCGUCAGUCUUACUAAAAAAUAGUUGUGCAAUGGGGAAAUGUUUUAUUAUUGUAAAUUUUAUAUUUAGUAAAGUUGAUAUAUUUUCGUUGAAUUUUGCAAUUUUAUUUUGUGUGACAAUACGAAUUUUUAAACUAUUUUUUUACUGUACAUUAAUAAUACAUAUUCAUGUUUACAUUAUUGUGAUGCAAUAACAAAUACUAAAAUUUUGUGUUUAAAAGAAAAUAAUUAAUAGUUUAUUUUCCGUUUUUACUGAUUACAUAAAACGAAAAUAUGUAGUUGAAACUGCGGAAUAAAUAUAGUUUUUAGUGAUAUAAAAUUUUAAUUCGAUAAACUAAUUGGUAUUGCAAUUGAGAUUUAUAUUGGAUCUGAAAUGCUUAGACAUUUUGUUUUUAAUAUUAGAAAAAUUGAUUCUUACCAAAGAAUUAUAAUAAUGUAAUACUCGCAAUAAAUGAUCACCUUUGACUAUUA